Molecule: messenger RNA, 5164 nt
Organism: Polyodon spathula (Mississippi paddlefish)
Lineage: Eukaryota; Metazoa; Chordata; Actinopteri; Acipenseriformes; Polyodontidae
Product: extracellular serine/threonine protein kinase FAM20C-like
Exons: 10
Coding region: 252-1967 (571 amino acids)
Biological process (GO): protein phosphorylation
Cellular component (GO): Golgi apparatus
Molecular function (GO): protein serine/threonine kinase activity
Source: RefSeq, a predicted model, not a curated record
UUUUUUUCUGUUUUUUAAAUUGAAAAGCACGUUGCUUUUCUAAUUAAUACUUACAACUAUGUCAUGUUCAUAAGCUAAGUAACAUAAACCCAUUUAUUCAUGUAUCAUUUUAAGCAUUCGCUCGUGCUUAUUAUUUUAUAGAGAUCCUGUACUUCAGUUAUCCUGUGCCACUACAAGGUACGCUACUUUUAGUGUAUAUGUCUGUAUUAUUUUAAACAUAUAUACAUAUAUUAAUUUAUCAUAUUAUCAAAAUGAAGAUGAUACUGUUUCGCAAAUUUAGAGUGCUAAUCGUGAUGGUGUUUCUCAUCGCAUGUACCAUGCACAUAAUGAUCGAUUUACUACCGAAGCUCGAGAAGCGGGCGGCGGGUCCUGGUACUGCGGGGAACAGCGGGUGCUCUUGCUCACAUAGACCGAGCGAAGAGCCUCAGAGCUGGGGCAAGCAGCGUGCCAGGACCGGGGCAGAGUCUGGCUGGCCUGACAAGCACACCCUGAGGAUUCUUCAGGAUUUUAGCAACGAACCGAGCUCUAACCUGUCCUCCUAUUCACUAGAAAAAAAUACGGGACUGGCGGACAAAACCGAGGCUUUCAAAAGACUUGAACAAUACCCCCGGCAUGGGAAUACUGAGAAGCAGUUUAUCCAGGACACGAAUACCAAUAAGAAUCAGCCUGUUAAGGGAUACUCGAAACUGAACUUUCUGUUUGAGAAUUCCCUUUACAAAAUGCAGGUCCCUGGACUCACUGACGAGGACACCUUAUUUAAUGUCAAUACUGAUAUCAGAUUUAACCCUAAAGCGGCUGAGAAUCAAGAAUGGCAAAAUGAAGGGAAUGAUGAAGAGGAGUAUGUUCCUACUGGAGAACCUUCCGCGGAUUCCUAUCCGAACUGGUUAAAAUUCCACAUUGGGAUUAAUCGAUAUGAGCUGUACUCCCGGCACAAUCCAGUGAUCGAUUCUUUAUUAAAGGAUCUAGUCUCUCAAAAAAUCAGCAGCGUUGCCAUGAAAUCGGGAGGCACUCAGCUUAAACUCAUCAUGACAUUCCAAAACUACGGACAAGCGCUUUUCAAACCGAUGAAGCAAACAAGGGAACAGGAAACACCCCCAGACUUCUUCUACUUCUCUGAUUUCGAGAGGCACAACGCAGAGAUCGCAGCUUUUCAUCUGGAUAGGAUCCUGGAUUUCCGGCGUGUGCCUCCAGUUGCGGGCAGGCUGGUCAACAUGACCAAAGAAAUCAGAGAUGUGACUCGCGACAAAAAGCUAUGGAGAACGUUUUUCCUCUCCCCAGCCAAUAACAUCUGUUUCUACGGCGAGUGCUCCUAUUACUGCUCUACGGAGCACGCUCUGUGCGGGAAGCCUGAUCAGAUCGAGGGCUCGCUGGCUGCUUUCCUCCCAGACCUGGCCUUGGCCAAGCGGAAAACCUGGAGGAACCCCUGGAGGCGUUCUUACCACAAGCGCAAGAAAGCAGAAUGGGAGGUAGAUCCAGACUACUGUGAGGAGGUCAAACAGACGCCGCCCUAUGACAGUGGCUCGCGGCUCCUGGAUGUCAUGGACAUGACCAUCUUUGAUUUCCUGAUGGGAAAUAUGGAUCGACAUCACUACGAAACCUUUGAGAAGUUUGGCAAUGAAACUUUUAUCAUCCACUUGGAUAACGGCAGGGGGUUUGGAAAACACUCCCAUGAUGAGAUUUCUAUACUGGUGCCUUUAAGCCAAUGCUGCAGAGUAAAGAGAUCUACCCAUCUGCGACUGCAGCUCCUAGCUAAGGAGGAGUACAAGCUGAGCGAGCUGGUGGAAGAGUCUUUACUGCAAGACAAGCUGAUGCCCAUCCUUAUAAAACCCCAUUUGGAGGCCAUGGACCGCAGACUUCGGGUGGUGCUCAAAGUCCUCAGUGACUGCAUUGAGAGGGACGGUUAUAACAAUGUGGUGGAAAAUGACCUUGACAGUGCCAAUGCUAACACGAUCACAAGCACGAGGUAGUAGCGUCCAAUAGAAGUGUGUUUUUUUCUAGAGUACUAUUAUGAUUAAUAUAAAAGGAGAGUCUUGCAAAAGACUAUUGAUGCCACUUUUUUGAAUUCAGUGAAUUCAGAGGCUCUGUGUUAUCCCCUAGCCAUGUAAAAUACAUAUGAAGGAAAAAAAAAAAAAAAAAACAGAAAUUAUGUUUUAAAAUAAAAGUUGUAUUGCUUAUUUUAAUAGCGCAUAGGAAAAAAAAAUACUGCUUAGGUUUUGUUUCGAGUACUGUUUUUUAAUGUCAUUUCUUUCUACCAAUUCCUUUUUUUUCUGUCUAACCCAUUUCCCAGUCAUUUUUCUUUAUUUAUUUAAAAUAAUAAAUAACAGUAGUUCCAAAUCACUAAACCACAAAGACAUUAGAACAGAUGUCAGUCUGUAUUCCAAAGAAAGGCUCAGGUUCAACAGCUGUAAUCUUUAGGUCAGAAUUAUUGAAAAGCAUAGAUAUGGGAGUUUUGUAGGGAAUCCAGCUCAUCCAUACCUUCAACCAUUUGAUCACAAGAUUUACAGUAGUAAUACAACUUUAUAGGAAAGCUUGCUUGCUGGGAUCACCUUCAAAAGGGACUGCCUGCCUCCAAUAGGAGUGAAAUUAGCACCCCAUGUAGAAAUGAUACCAUUCCUGCAUUUCUUAUCCCAAAUUACUGUCAUAUGUGAGAAUGGCCACUUGAUUGUAAACCUUCUGAUUACUUACAACAAGCCACGGACUGGUUUAAAACACUUCCUAUGACAGGUCUACUCAUCAUAACAAGACUCAUGUCAUACUUCACUUCAUACUUCUAACUUAAUUUCAAACUUAAUUUAAAAUACUUGAUCUCAAUUAAACAUGUUGUUUUGUAUGCCCUGCCGUUCGCUUGUCUUAGAAGAGAAAAGGAAUAAGAAAGUACUCACCCUUAGAAACCCAGUCUUUGUUCAUUUUAAGUUUGUCUGUGAAUUGAAAAAUGCUUGCCUUUUAAGAGGAGAAGAAAAAAAAAAAAUCAGUUCACGACAGAAAAUCAGCCCUCAAAUCCAAUACAACAGAAUGCGGACUCAAUAUUCAGUGGGUCAUUUUACCCAAAGCCACUUGACAUUUCUCAGAUAUCGUCUCUCAGUUGUUGAUUUUACAGUCUGUAAUCCAAUUUCCACAUUGGAGUCAAGACUCAAGUCUGUUUAUUGUGGCUUCUUUUGGAGGCAAAUGGAUGAAAAGCAAACAUUUUACUGCUCUCGGUGUGGAAUGUAAAGUGAGAAGGUGCUGUAUGGUGUUUGGAACCUUGGAAUCAUGUUGCUUCCACACAACCCCAAUCCAUGACGAUUUAAUGCAGGUAUCUAGGUAUCUUUUUUAUUGGUAAUUUUCUACCUAUUUCACGUUUGCCGUGUGCAUUAAUUACCUACAUUUGUGACCUUUUUGCUGACACAAUUAAACAAUAUAUCACUAAAAUACUCACUAUUUCAAACGUCUUUCUGCAUUGUCCUAGAACUUACUUAAAACCACAUCCUUGAUUCAGAACUUGAAUUAGAUUCUUCUAAAAAAAACAAAUCCACAGAUAACUGGGCACAGGGGAAGCCUGCAACAUAAAGAUUUUUUUUUUAAUUCAUGUUAGUUUAGACCAUGCAUAUAAUUGGAUGUCAAUUUGUGUUAUCGCUGAUAAUUGUAAACUAGUAUGUGGCCAUGCAAGCUGUGAGGGUUGCUGCCAAGACGUACUUGUGACUGCAGAGUUUGGCAUGCAAGCUAGCACACAUUUAUCCAACUUACAAAGUCUAAUUUGUAUUCCUUUUUUAUUACUGUUAAAUGUCAGGAAAACUACAUCACAGACACUCACAAUGAUUGUUGGAGGUAGGCACAUUAAUAAAGUGUUUUUUUGCUCUAUAUUCCACACAACCAAAGCUCGAUUUCCAAUUUGCCUUUUAUAUUUCUAUAUCCCAGCCCAGCCCCACACUUCCUGAGUUAACUGGGGCAUCCCAUUUGAUAGCUGUUAAAUGAGUCAGAAAAGACAGCAGUUGGGCUAUACUUGAAAAUAAUUUGUAAUACUUAGCAAGCUGUUUUCCGUUUGUAUUCAGAUAUACUGGUACCAGUAAUCUGCCACUUUUUGUUUUGUCAGUAAAUAUAUAUAUUAAAGUAGUUUAACCAGAAUUCAACAUCGGCCCUCCAGGUCCACAGUAGUUCCAGAUAUUUGAGGAAUUGCAAUAACACCCCGAGUGUAUGGAAUUGUCAGCUUUAAUGGACCUGUUACCUAUUUGUAUUCUGUUUAUAUCACACGAGCAGGCUUUGCACGUUUGGCGCAGCCAUUUACUGUCCUUUUACUACACAAUGAAUGAUACUGGAGUCACAGCACUCUCUUCACUACAGAAGGCAGUCAGGUACAGGUGUGCACCAGUCAGGGGGAACCAGCAAUGGCCCUCAAAGGGCUUAGGUCACAAGUCAAAUGCCAAAAACAGUCUGUGGUGCACCUGUUCAUUGACUGCAUGCAUUACUCGCAGCUUCUCCAAAAUCAUGACUAGAACUAGGUGAAAUGGCUUGAUGUAAUUCAAGCUACCUAAACAUUACAAUGUUGGUCUUGUUGUUUUCAUUUGAUGUUUUUUUUUUUUUAUUGUAAUUUAUAAAAACUGAAUAAAACUAAUGUUGGAAAUAUUAUUACUUCAGUAACUGAUUUCACAUUCAGCCCAUAAUUCAGGAAGUACAGUAUGUGUGUGUAUCUCUCCCAUGGAAAGAAAGACCCAUCUUUUAUAUCUGUUGUAUAUUUGUUUAACUUGUGUAUCAGCCACACCUGUGCUGUAACUAUUUGUUCAAAAGCAUGAUGUGUUUGAUUAUGAGACACUUCUUAAUCACAGUACUUACUUUGAACCCACAUGUUAUGUCAAGGUAUUUAGAUUGUACUUCGCGUACAUCUGUAUUACUGUGCUAAUGUUAUUAUCUGUUAUACCCCUUAUGUGUGCUAGACCAUUAUGUAAUCUUGCAUUAAUUCACUGUAAGAAAUCAAACUGUUUGUUUAAGACCUGUGCAGGAAAAUGAGCAAGUCUGUAUUUUUCAAAAGCUUUAUUUUCUUUGUGUUUUUUAGACUACUAAUGAAAGAAUAUUGUAUCCUCCAAAUGUCUUUUUUAUUUUCAUUUCCUGUAAUACACUUUAAGAAACUCCUUUUGUGGAAUCUAAUCAUAUCAUCCGAUAAAGUCUUAAAAUCCUGAAUCAGCGACAAACA